GCCGUCGGGGCCCCCGUAGAAGCCGGACUGCGCCCGCCCUGGCCGUGUGACCCGGAAGGGAGCUGCUGAGGAGGCGGGGCCAGGACGGCGGGACCGGCCGCCUGCUCCCAGCGAGGGCCAAGCCGGGCGGUGGGAGGAGGUCAGGAUGGUGGGGGAACGGCGCGCCGGGGACCUCAUGGUGCCCUUGGGGCCCCGGCUGCAAGCAUAUCCUGAAGAGCUUAUUCGACAGCGGCCUGGGCAUGAUGGGCAUCCUGAAUACCUGAUCCGAUGGAGUGUUCUGAAGUGUGGGGAAGUGGGCAGAGUGGGUGUGGAAGAGGGCAAGACAGAGCACAUCCUCAUGUGGCUGUCAGCCCCCGAAGUCUACGCCAACUGCCCCAUGCUGUUAGGUGAGCGGGCACUAUCUAAGAGACCUCAGCAUGAACCAGCUGGGGGCUCAGGAAGCUUUCCCCGAGAUCCAGGAGGUCUGGAUGACACAGCAAUGGGAGAGAUGGAGGCUGAUGUGCGGGCGCUGGUGCGCAGGGCUGCCAGGCAGCUGGCAGAAGGUGGGACCUCGAGCCUCACAGCUGCUGUGCUCCACACCAUCCAUGUGCUCAGUGCCUAUGCCAGCAUCGGGCCCCUCACUGGGGUCUUCAGGGAGACGGGAGCCCUGGACCUGCUCAUGCACAUGUUAUGCAACCCUGAGCCUCAGAUCCGUCGGAGUGCGGGCAAGAUGCUACAGGCUCUCGCAGCCCACGAUGCUGGGAGUCGGGCUCACGUCCUUCUGUCACUGAGCCAACAAGAUGGCAUCGAGCAGCACAUGGAUUUUGACAGCCGCUAUACUUUGCUGGAGCUGUUUGCAGAGACCACCUCCUCUGAGGAACACUGCAUGGCCUUUGAGGGCAUUCAUCUGCCUCAGAUCCCAGGAAAGCUGCUCUUCUCCCUGGUGAAACGCUACCUAUGUGUCACCUCUCUGCUGGAUCAGCUGAAUAACAGCCCAGAGCCAGGGGCUGGAGACCGAGGCUCCCUGUCCUCAAGGGAAUUCGGCCGGGAGAAAAGCCGGGGGCAGCGGGAACUGGAGUUCAGUAUGGCUGUGGGCAACCUCAUCUCCGAGCUGGUGCGGAGCAUGGGCUGGGCCCGGAACCUCAGUGAACAGAGCACGUUGCCACCGCGGCCUGCCCGCUCCAUCUUUCAGCCCUGCGUUUCAGGCCCUAGCCUUUUGCUCCCCACCAUGGUUGCCGCCCCCAGAAGGCAAGAGCGGGCCUUCCGCCAACGCUCUGAAUUCUCAAGCCGCUGUGGCUAUGGUGAGUACGUGCGAGAGACGCUGCAGGCCGGGAUGCGAGUGCGCAUGCUGGAGGACUACGAGGAGGUCAGCGCUGGGGACGAGGGCGAGUUCCGUCAGAGCAACAACGGCGUGCCCCCCGUGCAGGUCUUCUGGCAGUCGACGGGCCGCACCUACUGGGUGCACUGGCACAUGCUGGAGAUCCUGGGCCCUGAGGAAGCUGCUGAGGAUGCGGCUUCAGGAGCUGUGGAAAAGGGGGCAGGGGCUCCUCUGCUGGGCACAGUGCUUCCCUCCUGGGACUGGAAACCUGUAGAUGGGCUCUACUCUUUGCCAUACCUCCAGCCCGAGCCCCAGAAGAAUGAGCAGUUGGGAUACCUGACCCAGGCCGAGUGGUGGGAGCUGCUCUUCUUCAUCAAGAAGCUGGAUAUAUGUGAGCAGCAGCCAAUUUUCCAGAAUCUUCGGGAGAACCUGGAUGAGACCCUGGGUGACAAGGCCCUGGGUGACCUCUCCGUACCUGUGGAGAUCGCUGAGGGUCUGCUGCAGGUGCUCAGCAGUCGGUUUGAGGGCAGCACCCUCAGUGACCUGCUCAACUCCCAAAUCUACACCAAGUAUGGGAUGCUACCCGAUGAACUAAGCAUCUCGUCCUCUUUACGAAGUCACUCCUGUACCCCAGAUCCAGAAGAGGAGUCCAAGUCAGAGGCCAACUUCUCAGAAGAAGAGACUGAGUCGCCCAAAGCAAAAGCUGAGCCCCCAAAGACAGAUUCAGAACCUGCCAAGGGAAAAACUGAGCCCCCCGUGGCACAGAGUGAUUCACAGCUGUUUAACCAGCUUCUGGUGAUGGAGGGGAUUGCUCUGCCCCCUGAGAUGAAGGAGGCAGCCAGUGAAAUGGCUAGAGGCUUGCGGGGUCCUGGUCCGCGCAGCUCCCUGGAUCAGCAUGUGGCAGAGGUCGUGGCCACUGUGCAGAUAUCCAGCUUGGACACAAACCUGCAGCUUUCAGGGCUCUAUGCCCUCUCUCAGGCUGUGGAGGAGGUCACUGAGCGGGACCACCCUCUGGUCCGUCCCGACAGAUCCCUGAGAGAGAAGCUAGUGAAGACGCUGGUGGAGCUGCUGACCAACCAGGUGGGAGAGAAGAUGGUGGUGGUGCUGGCCCUGCGCCUCCUCUACCUGCUCAUGACGAAGCAUGAGUGGCGCCCACUCUUUGCCAGGGAGGGUGGCAUCUACGCUGUGCUGGUUUGCAUGCAAGAAUAUAAGACUUCAGUCCUGGUGCAGCAGGCGGGGCUGGCGGCACUGAAGAUGCUGGCCAUUGCCAGCUCCUCGGAGAUCCCCACUUUUGUUACUGGCCGAGACUCUCUCCACCCUUUGUUUGAUGCCCAGAUGACCAGAGAGAUCUUCGCCAGCAUUGACUCAGCUACCCGGCCAGGCGCUGAGAGCCUUCUCCUUACUGUCCCUGCAGCCGUGGUCCUGAUGCUGAACACAGAGGGGUGCUCUUCUGCAGUGAGAAAUGGUCUGCUCCUGCUCAACCUGCUUCUGUGCAACCACCACACUCUGGGGGACCAGAUUAUAACCCGAGAGCUGAGGGACACCUUGUUCAGGCACUCCGGGAUAGCACCGGGGACAGAGCCCAUGCCUACCACACACACCAUCCUCAUGAUGCUCCUCAAUCGCUACUCAGAGCCACCGGGCAGUCCUGAGCACACAGCAGCACUGGAAACCCCUGGUGCCCAGGGCCAGGAUGGGUCCCCUGAGCGCCUGAUCCGAUCCCUGGUGGGGGGCCCAUCUGCAGAGCUCCUUCUGGGCUUGGAGCGGGUGCUGUGCCGUGAGGGCGGCCCAGGGGGUGCCGUGAGGCCCCUCCUCAAGCGCCUCCAGCAGGAGACCCAGCCCUUCCUCCUGUUGCUGAGGACUCUGGAUGCCCCGGGGCCCAACAAAACUCUGCUGCUGACCGCACUGAGGAUCAUGACCCGGCUGCUGGAUCACCCUGAGGCGAUGGCCCUCCCCUGGCACGAGGUCUUGGAGCCCUGCCUCAACUGUCUCAGUGGCCCUAGCAGUGACUCUGAGAUUGUUCAGGAGCUGCUCUGCUUUCUGCAUCGGCUGGCCUCAAUGCAUAAGGACUAUGCUGUAGUUCUCUGCUGCCUGGGAGCCAAAGACGCCCUCUCCAAAGUCCUGGACAAGCACUCGUCUCAGCUGCUGCUGGCCUCUGAGCUUCGGGACCUGGUGACAGAGUGUGAGAAACAUGCCCAGCUCUACAGUAACCUCACCUCCAGCAUCCUGGCUGGCUGCAUUCAGAUGGUGCUGGGCCAGAUCGAAGACCACAGACGGACCCACCAGCCCAUCAACAUCCCCUUCUUUGACGUGUUCCUCAGGCAUCUCUGCCAGGGCUCCAGUGUGGAAGUGAAGGAGGACAAGUGCUGGGAGAAGGUGGAGGUGUCCUCCAACCCGCACCGGGCCAGCAAGCUGACGGACCGCAACCCCAAGACCUACUGGGAGUCCAACGGCAGCACCGGCUCCCACUACAUCACCUUGCACAUGCACCGUGGUGUUCUUGUCAGGCAGCUGACUUUGCUCGUGGCCAGUGAGGACUCGAGCUACAUGCCGGCCAGGGUGGUGGUGUUUGGGGGCGACAGCGCCAGCUGCAUCAGCACUGAGCUCAACACGGUGAAUGUGAUGCCCUCCGCCAGCCGGGUGAUCCUCCUGGAGAACCUGAACCGCUUCUGGCCCAUCAUCCAGAUCCGCAUAAAGCGCUGCCAGCAGGGUGGCAUCGACACCCGGGUUCGAGGCGUGGAGGUCCUGGGCCCCAAGCCCACCUUCUGGCCACUGUUCCGGGAGCAGCUGUGUCGCCGGACAUGUCUCUUCUAUACCAUUCGGGCACAAGCCUGGAGCCAGGACAUAGCGGAGGACCGCAAGCGCCUCCUCCAGCUCUGUCCCCGACUCAACAGGGUUCUGCGCCACGAGCAGAAUUUUGCUGAUCGCUUCCUCCCUGAUGACGAGGCCGCCCAGGCACUGGGCAAGACCUGCUGGGAGGCCCUGGUCAGCCCCCUGGUGCAGAACAUCACCUCCCCGGAUGAGGAGGGUGUGAGCUCCCUGGGAUGGCUGCUGGAUCAGUACUUAGCGCAAAGAGAGAGCUCGCAGAACCCACUGAGUCGAGCAGCAUCCUUUGCCUCUCGAGUUCGUCGCCUUUGUCACUUGCUGGUGCAUGUGGAGCCCCCGCCUGGGCCUUCUCCUGAGCCAUCCACUCGGCCCAUCAGCAAGAACAGUAAGGGCCGGGAUCGGAGCCCUGGGCCCUCAGCAGCCCUUCCAAGCAGCAGCCUGAGGAACAUAACGCAGUGCUGGCUGAGCGUGGUGCAGGAGCAGGUCAGCAGGUUCCUGGCCGCAGCCUGGAGGGCCCCCGACUUUGUGCCUCGAUACUGUAAACUCUAUGAGCAUUUGCAGAGAGCAGGCUCAGAGCUCUUUGGGCCUCGGGCAGCCUUCACGCUGGCUCUGCGCAGUGGCUUCUCGGGCGCCUUGCUCCAGCAGUCCUUCCUCACCGCUGCCCACGUAAGUGAGCAGUUUGCCAGGCACAUCGACCAGCAGAUCCAGGGCGGCCUGGUUGGCGGAGCCCCUGGAGUGGAAAUGCUGGGGCGGCUUCAGCGGCACCUGGAGCCCAUCAUGGUCCUUUCUGGCCUGGAGCUGGCCACUACUUUUGAGCACUUCUACCAGCACUACAUGGCAGACCGUCUCCUGAGCUUGGGCUCGAGCUGGCUGGAGGGGGCUGUGCUGGAGCAGAUCGGCCUCUGCUUCCCCAACCGCCUCCCCCAGCAGAUGCUGCGCAGCCUGAGCACCUCCGAGGAGCUGCAACGCCAGUUUCACGUCUACCAGCUCCAGCAGCUCGACAAGCUGCUCUUGGAGCAGGAGAAUGAGGAGGAACAGGGCCUGGAAGAGGAGGAGGAGGAAGCAGAGGAAGAGGAGGCUGAGAAAGAACUAUUUAUCGAAGAUUCAAGUCCAACAGUUUCCAUACUGGUCCUGUCACCACGCUGCUGGCCGGUCUCCCCACUCUGCUACCUGUACCAUCCCAGAAAGUGCCUUCCCACUGAAUUCUGUGAUGCCCUUGACCGCUUCUCCAAUUUCUACAGCCAGAGUCAGAAUCAUCCAGUCCUGGACGUGGGACCCCAUCGGCGGCUGCAGUGGACGUGGCUGGGCCGGGCUGAGCUGCAGUUUGGGGACCAGACCCUGCAUGUGUCCACCGUGCAGAUGUGGUUGCUGUUGCAUUUCAAUCAGACAGAGGAGGUGUCUGUAGAGACCCUGCUGAAGAAUUCUGACCUCACCCCAGAACUACUGCUUCAGGCACUUCUGCCCCUCACCUCAGACAGUGGCCCUUUGACCCUGCAUGAGGGUCAGGGCUUUCCACACAGGGGUGUGCUGCGGCUUCGGACGCCUGGGUCUCAGCGCUCUGGGGAGGCCCUGUGGCUGAUACCUCCCCAGACGUACCUGAAUGUCGAGAAGGAUGAGGGCCGAACUCUGGAACAGAAGAGGAACCUCUUGAGCUGUCUUCUUGUCCGUAUUCUCAAAGCCCAUGGGGAAAAGGGCCUCCAUAUCGAUCAGCUGGUUUGUCUGGUGCUGGAGGCCUGGCAGAAGGGUCCAAAUCCCCCUGGAAGCCUGGGCCGCACUGUUGCAGGAGGCGUGGCCUGUACCAGUACAGAUGUCCUUUCUUGCAUCCUCCACCUCCUGGGCCAGGGCUACGUGGAACGGCGCGACGACCGGCCCCAGAUCCUGAUGUAUGCCACCCCAGAGCCUACGGGGCCUUGCCGGGGUCAGGCAGAGGUCCCCUUCUGUGGCAGCCAGACCACCAAGACCUCCAAGCCUAGCCCAGAAGCUGUAGUUGCCUUGGCAACUCUCCAGCUGCCUGCAGGCCGCACCAUGAGCCCCCAGGAGGUCGAAGGGUUGAUGGAGCAGACAGUACGGCAGGUGCAGGAGACGCUGAACCUAGAGCCAGAUGUGGCUCAGCACCUUUUGGCUCAUUCCCACUGGGGUGCUGAACAGCUGCUGCAGAGCUACAGCGAUGACCCCGAACCCCUGUUGUUGGCGGCUGGGCUGUGCGUCCCCCAGGCCCGGGCCGCCCCUUCCCGCCCCGACCACUGCCCUGUGUGUGUCAGCCCCCUGGAGCCCGACGAUGACUUGCCUUCCCUCUGCUGCAUGCACUACUGCUGUAAGUCUUGCUGGAACGAGUAUCUGACAACUCGGAUUGAGCAGAACCUUGUGUUGAAUUGCACCUGCCCCAUUGCUGACUGCCCUGCACAGCCCACGGGAGCCUUUAUCCGGGCCAUUGUCUCCUCACCAGACAUCAUUUCCAAGUACGAGAAAGCCCUCCUGCGUGGCUAUGUGGAGAGCUGCUCCAACCUGACCUGGUGCACCAACCCCCAGGGCUGCGACCGCAUCCUGUGCCGCCAGGGCCUGGGCUGUGGGACCACCUGCUCCAAGUGUGGCUGGGCCUCCUGCUUCAACUGUAGUUUCCCUGAGGCGCACUACCCUGCCAGCUGUGGCCACAUGUCCCAGUGGGUCGACGAUGGCGGCUACUAUGACGGCAUGAGCGUGGAGGCCCAGAGCAAGCACCUGGCCAAGCUCAUCUCCAAGCGCUGUCCCAGCUGCCAGGCUCCCAUCGAGAAGAACGAGGGGUGUCUGCACAUGACCUGUGCCAAAUGCAACCACGGAUUUUGCUGGCGCUGCCUCAAGCCCUGGAAGCCAAAUCACAAAGACUACUACAACUGCUCUGCCAUGGUCAGCAGAGCAGCUCGCCAGGAGAAGCGGUUUCAGGACUAUAACGAGAGAUGUACUUUCCAUCACCAGGCCCGGGAGUUCGCCGUGAGCCUGCGGAACCGCGUGUCUGCCAUCCACGAGGUGCCACCCCCCAGAUCCUUCACCUUCCUCAGUGACGCCUGCCGGGGACUGGAGCAGGCCCGCAAGGUGCUGGCCUACGCCUGCGUGUACAGCUUCUACAACCAGGGCACGGAGUACAUGGACGUGGUGGAGCAGCAGACCGAGAACCUGGAGCUGCACACCAACGCCCUGCAGAUACUCCUCGAGGAGGCGCUGCUGCGGUGCGGAGACCUGGCCUCGUCCCUGCGCCUCCUGCGGGCCGACUGCCUCAGCACCGGCCUGGAGCUGCUCCGGAGGAUCCAGGAGAGGCUGCUGGCUAUCCUGCAGCAUUCUACCCAGGACUUCCGGGUCGGUCUGCAGAGCCCAUCGUUAGAGACCCGAGAGGCGAAAGGAUCCAACGUGCCUGGCAGUCAGCCCCAGGGCCCCUCUGGGCUGGAGGUGGAGGAAGAGGAGGAGGAGGAGGAGGUGCCUGAGUGGCAGCAGGACGAGUUUGAUGAGGAGCUGGACAACGACAGCUUUUCCUACGACGAGGAGUCUGAGAACCUGGACCGAGACACUUUCUUCUUCGGUGACGAGGAGGAUGAUGAGGCCUACGACUGAGGGGCGGGACAUGGGGGAGUCCUGGGGGCCGAGGGGGGGAGGUCACCCCUUCCUGCCGUCUUCGGGGGAGGCGAUUCCCAGUGUCUACAGUACCUUCUGUUUACUGAAUAAACUUUUUUCCACAUCCUUCUCUGGAAGCAGGCUGCGCAGCUGCGUUCCUAAGGGCUAACGUCAGCUCCCGGCUCCCUC
Messenger RNA from Zalophus californianus (California sea lion), 7894 nucleotides. RefSeq names its product cullin 9 (gene CUL9). Gene Ontology annotation, biological process: ubiquitin-dependent protein catabolic process. NCBI's taxonomy places the organism in Eukaryota, Metazoa, Chordata, Mammalia, Carnivora, Otariidae. Bases 146 to 7705 code for a protein of 2519 amino acids. Gene Ontology annotation, cellular component: cullin-RING ubiquitin ligase complex. The record is from RefSeq and is a predicted model, not a curated record. The transcript has 41 exons. Gene Ontology annotation, molecular function: zinc ion binding; ubiquitin protein ligase binding.